Messenger RNA from Armigeres subalbatus, 3188 nucleotides. It is a transcript of the gene PolI, whose product is annotated as DNA polymerase iota. Gene Ontology annotation, biological process: translesion synthesis. The record is from RefSeq and is a predicted model, not a curated record. The transcript is spliced from 4 exons. The coding region runs from base 713 to 2707 and encodes 664 amino acids. Lineage: Eukaryota; Metazoa; Arthropoda; Insecta; Diptera; Culicidae. Gene Ontology annotation, molecular function: damaged DNA binding; DNA-directed DNA polymerase activity.
GGGAAUGUGUUUUUGCAUCAGUAUUGUAUACAUUGCGGUGCAGUAAUUUUAAAAUUAAAUUAGGAUUGCAUUUCUAGUAUAUACUGAGCGUUUGUUUAGCGUUUUUGAACAUAAAACUACGUAUUUCUAAAACAUCACAUGGCAUAACAGUGUAGUUUUCUGUUUGAAUUUGUAAUAAAAUCAAACGUUAAGGAAAACUACAAAAAUCACUAACAAGAAGCAACACGACGAUUACGAAUUACAAGUUCUGCUGUUCUCUGGCACGACGUAGCUGGUGUGAUUAGAGUGAAGUUUACGCCGAAGAAAAUUAUUUUCCGACCGUUUCUAAGCAAAAUACGACGCACAGAUCCUUCGGCCUACUGUUGCUUAGAGAAACUGCCCUUGGCUGCAUUCUGCUGAAUGCAUCAUAUUACGGUGCCCCGGAAGCGUCUAAUGUGCAAGUCCCCAUCGAAGUCGGUUAUCAGGAAUUUGAGUCCAAAUUUUAGGAAUCCUUGCAAAAGCCAGGGAAAGCGUUUUUAAAUCAUCGGAGGUGACAACUUUCCAAAAAGAACGGGGAAAGUGUGUUGGCAGGCUGGGAAUACGAGUACUGCGUAACAUAAAAACGAAAGAGAGCGAGAAACUGCACCUACCAGCGAGAAUGUGGUGAAAGCGAGUGAGCAAAUUUAUAUUCGCAGCAUAUGACGAUACGAGAUCCGCUAUUUUGAUCGGUCGUAUGGUUUUUAAUGAUCUCUCCAACGAGGAACAAAUCAUGGACACUUUGGAAACAUCAAACAAUGCCGAGGAUCAUCCUCGUGUAAUCAUACACGUAGAUAUGGAUUGCUUUUAUGCACAGGUUGAAGAGGUGCUGAACCCCAGUCUCAAGGACAAACCAGUGGGAGUUAAGCAACGGUUCAAUGUGGUGACGUCUAACUAUAUCGCUCGGGAAUACGGUAUCAAAAAAAUGAUGCUCAUCAAUGAAGCCACGAAGCUAUGCCCAGACUUGGUGCUCGUCAAUGGCGAAGAUCUUACCAAGUAUAAGCAAAUGUCGACUAAGAUAAACGAAAUCAUGCACAAAUUCACGCCGAAUGUUGAAAAGCUAGGAUUGGAUGAAAACUAUCUUGACGUCACGAAAGAGAUAAAUGAACAGCUGGAGCAGAAAAUUGACCUGGAGCAAUUGCAGAACGUCGUGGGUUUCAUUCAUCCACCGGUAGAAGAACCAAGCUUAACCGAUCGAGAAGUGUUCCGAAGAGCGUGCUGUUGUGGUUGUGACAGAAGAAUAAUACUUGCAUCACACAUGGCAAAACAGAUACGAGACCGCAUAUUUUGCGAGUUGGGUAUGAAGUGUUGCGCGGGGAUAGCGCAUAAUAAGCUAUUAGCAAAGUUAGUUGGUGGGGUCCACAAGCCUAACAAACAAACGGUAUUACUUCCAAACUGUGCCGCGAGCUUCGUGGGAACACUCGGGACAGUCAAAAAUUUGACUGGCAUCGGUGAGAAGACUGCUCAAAUAUUGGAAGAAUGUGGUGUGAGAACUGUUCGUGAGCUACAGGAAGUUUCACUUCAUCAGCUCUCAAAACGACUGGGAUUCGAACAAUCCAGUAAAUUAAAAGAGAUGUCCUUCGGGAAAGACGAUACACCGGUUAAGCAAACUGGGAAACCAAAAUCAGUUGGUUUAGAAGAUUCUUGCCCUGCAAUUUCUAUUCGAGCUGACGCUGAGGACAAGUUCAGGCAUCUUUUAAUCCGGCUAGUGAAAAACAUAGCUGAUGAUUGUCGCAUUCCAAUAGCUAUUAAAGUAACUGUUAGAAAACAUGAUUCUGUAAAGAAAACGAGUCAUCGCGAAUGUAAACAAGAUAAAAUACUGCCAUCUUAUUUUCGGCACAAAGACGGCAAGCUGGUGUUAGCUGAUGGCGCCCAGGAUAAAAUUCUAGCCAUCGUGAUGAAAGUAUUCGAACGUAUGGUCGAUUUGGGACAACCGUUCAACAUUACAUUGCUGGGACUUUCAUUUUUCAAAUUCCAAGAACGUAAAGCCGGCUCGAAGUCGAUAGCAAAUUUUCUGAUUAAGAAGUCAGAUAUUGAGGUCCAAUCGAUUACUAACCUUAGCAACGAAUCACUUACAUUAAGUGACAGUUUCACAUCGACCCGGUCUUAUUCCACGGCAAUGGAUUGCGAUCCCUCAUCGAGUACGUGUUUGUCAGACACCGCCUCAGUAGCAUCCUUAUCCGGUUCAGAAUCAGAUGUGGAACCGUCGCCAAAAAAGUGUCGUCGUUUGGCUUCAUUUCUUGCGCGCAAAAAUAGUAGUUUGCUACCAUCUAACGAGGAUGAUUGUUCGUCGCCUAGUAAACUACGUGUUGCUGAUCUUCGACUGAAUUCCAAGGAGUACGAUCAAGAGCCAUCCAAUUCUGGCGCGAGCGUAACAAGCAUUCCACUCGGGUUAAAAUCCGCAGGAUUCUUCAAAAAUCAUCUAUCUACAUCGACUCCUGCAAAAUCAUCAUCGCAAGCUGAAUCGCCAUUGGCAAGGGGACCUACUGGUGGCGGUAACCUCAAGGCGUCCAAUGAAAGCGGUCUUCCCUCAAAUGUCGAUCCUAAUGUGUUCAAUGCGCUGCCGGUGGAAGUACAACAGGAACUUUUGGAGAAUUGGCGAACCUCGAAUCCCGCAUCAUCCUCAAGCGCAUCGUUGUCCAGUUCUAGCUCGAAAAAUACACUCCAUCGAUAUUUUGUUAAAAACGCAUAGCGAAGCUCUCUAAAGGAUGGAAAUUAAUGGUUGUAUUUAUUUAUUGAAACGGUAUGAAACAUUAACUUCGGUUAUAAUAAUAAUUACGUCAACCUGAUUUUGUUGUGAAUAUCUCGCCUUUUCUGUUUUUUUUUGUAUUUCUAAAAUUAACAUAGGUACUUUUGACGUUAUAAAAGGACAUGUAUUCACCUUAUAAAGACACAGAGAUAAAAAAUAUUGUUAAAACAUUAUAGCCUACUCAUACAACUGGGUAGGGCAAAUGGCUGCUUUGGUAGAGUUUGUUUUUGUCAAUAGGUUUUCUAAGAUCCAUUGUGCUCAAAUUUGUCCUGAACAUUGUAAGUGCACCCAGGUACGUUGAGGUCGUGGAUCAGAAAAUUUUAUUUACGAAAAAACCUAUGUCAAUAAUAAAACAUCAGCCAAAGCCGUAAUUUUCUCUACGUGAUAAAAAGAAAUUUAAUAAAAAAAACUACAAAAAAAAAAA